AUGGCUUCUCUUUGGAGCUCACUGGAGAAAGAUAUGUUCAACCAGCUGGAAGCCAUCCACGUCUGGAAGGCAGGGAAGAAGAAGAUGUUCAUUCUUUCCAUUGUGGUGUACACAUAUUGGCCAAGCCAGGUGUUUCUGGUGAAGUUCAAGGUGGACCAAGGAGAACAGUACAAGAUAGCCAGCUGGUGGCCUCUAGAACAGCUGAAGCUGGUGGAUGGCAAGAGUCUCAGUCAGGCCAGCCUGGAGUUCGACCUGCAUUUCAGUAAGGUCUACAGGUGGACUGCUCGCAGCUUUGAUGAGAAGAAAACCUUUCUCAGGUGCCUGUGGAAGCUGAAGCAGCACUUCCCCUCCAGCUCCAUCACCUUUGUCAAUGUCUCCUCCUGUGCAGCAGAAGGGAGACAAAGUCCCCAGGAAGAAAGGAAGGGCACAGUAGAGGCCAAGAGUCAGGAGGAGCUCAGUGCCUACCAGGAGAUGACACCAAAGGAAGCUGCAGAUGUGAUGAAGCUGAUGGAGGAGUACAAGCCCUUUGUGAAUAACUCCAUGGCCUUUGCAGAGCAGCUAAGCAAGGAUCUCCACGUGCUGGAUGAGGCCAACCUUAGAGCCAUGAUCUCUUCUGAGAAGCAAGUGACACAGCUGAUGACCUUCAUUGACGAAGCCCUAGCAGAGGUGGCCAGAGUGGAGGAGACCUUGCAGGUCUGGGAUGAGUUACUGGGAGGUGUGAAGCAGCAGAUGGACCAGAUCUACCAAGAAAACUCCUUGCUCCAGCGCAUCAUUUCCAACGAGCAGAGGCUGAUGGAUGAGAUCCUCUUCCUCACAACCCACCUCGACCUCAGCAGGGAACACUGCGAUGUCCUCCGCCGGGCAGAUCUUUCCAGCCCCAGCAGCGUGGAAGCCUGCACGGCUGCAGCAGAGGCUUUGGCUGGCUGCAUGAGCACCCAGAUACAGCCUGGUUAUAGGAAACUGCAGUCUGUGGCUGAGCAGCUGAUCCUCUUUGAAAGCCUCAAGCAGAACUUGGAAAGUUCUUUCAUCACUCACAUUACCAACAUCUUCAAGCUCCAGGGUAACGUUCAGGUCUCCUCUCCCAGUCAGCCCAUUGACAAGCUGUGUGCACCAAGCCAUGAGCUCCACCACGAGCAGCUGCUGCCCUACACCCCACUCAUGGCCUGGCUGAGGAAUGCCAACCUAGCUUUGUUCUGUGAUCUGCCCAAGGUCUAUGCCCAGAACCUCAGCAGGCUCUAUGAGCAGGAAAUCAAAGCCUUCUUUGAACGUGCCCAGACCUUCUUGCUAGGAAGAAGAAAAGGAAGUCUUCAGGAAAGCUUGGAGAAGCUGCUGGGCAGCAGGCAGCAGUCUCGCUGGAGCCUCCUUGGGAGCAGGGAUGGUCAGGCAGACACACCAACCAAAGACAAUGUCAUCAAGCAGGUGCUGGGGCAGGUGCUGAGAGAGCUGCAACCUCUUUGCACUGCUGAGCAGCAGUUCAUUGAGAAGUUCUUCCAGCUAAGCCACAGUGCUGCAGAGCUUCAGGUGCUGGAGGUAAAAGGCAACUUGGCAUCUCCAGAGGAGCUCCUUUGCCCCAAGCCUCAGAGCCAGCUGGAAGAAGCUCUCAUGCAGCUGCUGAGUGAGAUCUUCAGCUGCCUGGAAGCAGAGCUGAGAGGACUUCUGGAUGUCUGCAGUAAGGUUCACCCAUUCAGCUGCUUGCAGGUCCUGGUUACCUUGAAUGACUUCAUCUUGGAGGAGUGGGGCUCUUCCUCAGCUCUCCACUCAUCCUUCCUCAGCACCAUCCUGGCCAACCUGCUGCUGCUGGCCAAGAGCAACUUCAAAAGAUGCAUUGGGACCUUGUGCACAGAGAUGGAGGCGGCAAAGAUGCCCAGCAGGAUGAAAGGAGGGAUCCUGCCCUCUGUCAGCUGCUUCGAGGAGUUUGUGAACUUCUCUGAGGAGGUGUGCAGGACAGCAAGGUGGAGAAGGGAGCUGGACAAAGCACACCUCAGGCUGGCCAGAAGUGUCCUCAGCAGCAUCAACAGCCUGUCCUCAGCAAACCUGAAAGUGAGCACAGAUAUGGUUAUGAUGGAAAAUUUCCACCACAUUCACUGCUUCCUGUGUCAAAAGGAGAUCCUCUGCCUGGAGGGCGUGAAGAAAGAAGCCAAGCAGAGGUACAGUGAGCACAUGGAGAAAUACAUCAUCCAGAACCUGGGCCAGCCACUGGAGAAGCUCCAUCACUUCUUUGAAGGGGUGAAAGCUUGUGUGGCUCAAGGGGUGAAAGAAGAAGAGGUCAGCUUCCAGCUAGCCUACAGCAAGCAAGAGCUGAGGAAGGUCAUUGAGAAAUACCCUGGCAAGGAGGUGAAAAGAGCCCUUGAGACCCUCUACAGGACAACCCAGAAGCAUCUCUCCCCAGAGGAAAACCUUCUGCAGGUGGUGUGGCAGGCCAUGCAGCAGGAGCUCAUAGGGCAGUACCAGGAGUUCCAGCACCUGAUUCAGUGCUGCUACGCAGGGGCAGGCAUCGCCAUGGACUUCACCUUGGAGGACUUGCUCAGCUACUUCAACUCCAGCACUCUCUGCAACAUGUAG
This is a messenger RNA of Pogoniulus pusillus (Red-fronted tinkerbird), 2562 nucleotides long. RefSeq names its product exocyst complex component 1-like. The coding region runs from base 1 to 2562 and encodes 853 amino acids. Gene Ontology annotation, biological process: Golgi to plasma membrane transport; exocytosis. Gene Ontology annotation, cellular component: exocyst; plasma membrane. The transcript has 17 exons. Lineage: Eukaryota; Metazoa; Chordata; Aves; Piciformes; Lybiidae. Gene Ontology annotation, molecular function: phosphatidylinositol-4,5-bisphosphate binding. The record is from RefSeq and is a predicted model, not a curated record.